This is a messenger RNA of Rhodamnia argentea, 778 nucleotides long. RefSeq lists its product as uncharacterized. The coding region runs from base 86 to 565 and encodes 159 amino acids. NCBI's taxonomy places the organism in Eukaryota, Viridiplantae, Streptophyta, Magnoliopsida, Myrtales, Myrtaceae. Gene Ontology annotation, molecular function: iron ion binding. The record is from RefSeq and is a predicted model, not a curated record. The transcript is spliced from 4 exons.
CUCUCUUUCUCUCUCCCUCUUUGCUUCUCCUCCCACUCCCACCCCCAGAAGAGAGAGAGAGAGAGAGAGAGAGACAGAGAGAGAGAUGACGCAGUGGCUGCCGGUGACGACACCGUUAGCCCCAACAACAGGGAUGAAAUCGUCCUUCUUUUCCCCGCAGUCCCUCGGGUUUCUGAGCGCCAAGGUGAAGGUGGCUUCUUCGUCUGCUUCGUCUUCUUGGACCUCCUCCUCCCCAAUGCCAAGGCCCUCCAUCUCCAUCUCCAUGCGUCUUGCCUCCAAGCAAGCCUACAUCUGUCGCGAUUGCGGCUACAUUUACAAAGACCGCACUCCCUUCGACAAGUUACCCGACAACUACUUCUGCCCUGUUUGUGGUGCUCCCAAACGGAGAUUUAGGGCAUACGGGGAGUCUGCCGUGGCCAAGAAUGCUAAUGCCCAGGAUGUUCGCAAGGCAAGGAAAGCUCAAAUCCAGAGGGACGAAGCUAUUGGGCGAUUUUUUCCCAUUGGUGUGGCAGUUGGAGCUGUUGCCCUCGUUGCUUUAUAUUUCUAUCUCAACAGUUUAUUCUAGUCUUCUUAUCCUCUGCUUUGCUUCUGUUUCAUUUGCGCAAAUAUUUGUUGAGAAAACAUCAUCCAUUACAUAUCUUGACAGAUUUUCCUUCCCUGUAAGCAAAUGUGCUGCAAUAAACAGGAUUUUGUUUCUUAUCAAACUGGUUUAUAUUAGAUAGAAAGAAUUGAUUGUCAAGAGUGAACAUUCCAGGGCUAAAGAACGGGAUUUUUGUGA